CACACACACACACACACACCAUCAUGAGCUCGAAUCCGCCCGCUGCCCCGCCUGGAAGCGCCUUCGCCGCCGCCAGCCGGCGGAUGAUGGAGCGCCGGUCCCCUUUCUCAUCAAACCUCCCGGCCAACAUGGAGGAGUUUACGCUCGUCUCGCAUCUGGCUGACAUCGGGCACCAGUACCACCUGAUGACCUUCCAGACCCCCUCGCAAGACCUGCAGUCGCUCCGUGACUAUGCCGUGGCCACCGGCACGGCCACCGGCGGCCCGAAGACGCUCAACAUCCGGAAACAAUUCCGCAUGCAGGCAUCGGGCUUCCUGCGGGACCAGCAGCGACUCAUCACCCGCCGCGGUGGUGUGGUCCACCAGCCCCAGAACACCCCGGCCGUGGCCGGGCUCACCCCCGGGUCGAGUGUCCUGGGUCUCGGGUCGCCGGCGGCAGCUGCCGCCGCUGCUGCCGCCGCGGCCGCUGGCUCUGCAGGCGCCGGAGCCGGAGCCAGUGCCGCCGGCCCGGCUGCCGGCGAGGAUGGCGACGAGAAGCCCCGGCGCCGGCGGCAGAAGACCCGCCAGCUGUCCAUCGACCGGCGCACCCCGGAGACGCACUUUGUCACCAUGCGUGAUCGCUCCCCGUGGACGCUUACCGCCUGCGACACGACCUACCACGGGAAGGCCGACACCACGGACGGGGCCACCCGGUCGACGUAUGUCAUGCUGGUGCGCGACGCCACCAACCCCGGGCAGCUGAAUGUCAUCCCGGUGACGCAGACCUAUGCCUUUGCGGCGAUGCGUGUCUCGGAGCUUCCGUCCGAGCCGACGCAGGCCGCCAUCGCCGCGCAAAAUGCCGCCGCCCUGGAGGCCGGCCUGCCGCCGGUCAACCGGAAUGAGCCGACCGAGGCACUGAAGAAGUUCCGCGAAAUCGAACGCCGCAAUGCGGAGCGCAUCCGCCUGGAGCAGCGCAUCGCCGGGCGCAUCAACCGCGGCAGCGGCGGGGGUGUUUCGGCCAUUCGCUUUGGUCGUGCUGGCCGUGGUGGCCGCUCCGGCAACUGGUCCGACGAUGAUGAGGGUGAAUCCGGCGGCCGGCAGUACCGGCGCCUGAUGGAUGGCACCGGCCCGAUCGAUGAGUUCGACAACCCGGACGAUGACCCGGAGGGCUUCGGCGAAUUUGCCGAGGACGACGACCAGGAGGAGUUCGAGGACGUCGAGGUCAACCCCGAUGAGGAUAGCACCUGGCUCUUCGAUGACACCGGCUCCAACGUGCAUGAUGACUUUGACCAUGAGGAAAUGGAGCGCAAUCUGUCGUACCAAGCCAUGGACACCAUCGAGGAUGAGGAGCGCCGGCAGCGGAACCGCGCCCGCCGGCGCAACCCCAAGUUCCAGGCGGUCUGGCGCGAGUCGGUCAUUGACCGCGGUGGCCAGCAGUCGGAGGACUCCGACUCGGAGGAGUACUACUCCAGUGACUACGACCCCUAUGCCGCGGUCAGUGACGGCGGCUUCACCAGUGACGAGGACGCCGAUGAAGACGGGUCCGACCUGGCUGCCGGGGGAGACGCCUCGGAAGCCGCGCAGCUGGCCGGCACCGGCAAGCGCAAGCGCCCCCAGUCGGCCGGCAAUGCGGCCAAGAAGCCGGCUCUCGAUCCUACCCUGCCGAACCUCCUCACGGCUCAGGACCUGCUGGACCGCUGGAACAGCCGGCCAAGCCCCAUCUCGCUGGACUCCUUCCGCAAGCACUUCGAUGCGCAUUUCCAGGCGAACAAGAACAACACCACCCUCUUCCGGGACCUGGUCAAAAACCUCUUUGUCAUCGAUGGGACCGGGCGCCGGUCGCGUAUCGUCGGACUGGCGAAUGCGGAGUGAUGCUCGGGUCGUGCUCCUCGCUCGAUCCUCCUCCUCGUGCUUGCGCCCUUCCCCCGAUCCA
This is a messenger RNA of Fonticula alba, 1911 nucleotides long. RefSeq lists its product as hypothetical. The transcript is spliced from 8 exons. Lineage: Eukaryota; Rotosphaerida; Fonticulaceae. The record is from RefSeq and is a predicted model, not a curated record. Bases 24 to 1850 code for a protein of 608 amino acids.